Molecule: messenger RNA, 4456 nt
Organism: Electrophorus electricus (electric eel)
Lineage: Eukaryota; Metazoa; Chordata; Actinopteri; Gymnotiformes; Gymnotidae
Source: RefSeq, a predicted model, not a curated record
AUGAUGUUAAAUGACCCACUGUUGUCGCUCUCAGUGCAGAUUUUGCUGUAGAUGUGUAGUUUUUGACACAUGGGUUUGCUUUUGCCUUUAGUAGCCUUCACCUUUUAAAUUAAAAUCUACCCAGGGCCAAAACUGUUCCAGGUUAAAACUACCCAGGGCCAAAAGUGUACAGGACUAAAACUACCUGUCACAUGUCAUCUGUUUCACUUUAAAGGUUUCAACUUUUGUACUAUAGAUUAAUUCAGUAGUGUGUAUAGUGAGGUGUAUGAUGUAUAGUGUUCAUUUAGUUUUGGCUGCACCCACUGUCAGAGAUGCAGCACCAUCUGCUGGAGAAACUCUGAAAUGCGCUGCUUCCAUGACCAGCCGUAAGGGUUCAAAUACUGCUGCUUUCUCGCCACUGAAGGAGAGCAGGUUCUGCUGGUUCUGCGACUAACCCUUUAUGGAAGUACGAAGGAGAUUCAUAGUGACAUUAUCGCUUCCAUGCUAGCAGUCAACUGGAUGGCGAGCGUACUGCUGUGUGACAGAAGAUAGUAGUGACGUCCGGCUGCUGGCCAUCGGAGACUCGUGCUAACAGCUAACGGCUAGGUGCUGAGAGGAGCUCCGCUCGGAGGCGGGGCUAGCGUGCAGAGUGCUGAGGGCAGCCAAUCACGAAUGGGACACGGCAGGCGUUCUGUGCUGUCUGGAUGGGAGAGGGAGUGAGGAUGGACAACCGUGCUGAGUUUGGCAGCCUGUGUCUUACCAGUCAGCGGGAAUGGGACACCAGCAGCUGUGUGGAUGAUCUGAUGGAUGAAGAUGACAAGGAUAGGGCUAAAAGAGCGUCCCGCAAUAAGUCGGAGAAGAAGAGGCGGGACCAGUUCAAUGUGCUCAUCAAAGAGCUCUGCGCCAUGCUGCAGAGCCAUGGACUCCCCCGCAGAAUGGACAAGUCCACUAUGCUGCAGAGCCAUGGACUCCCCCGCAGAAUGGACAAGUCCACCAUCCUCCAGAGGACUAUCGACUUCCUGCAAAAGCAGAAAGAGAUAACAUCGCAGACAGAACUGUGUGAGGUUCGGCAGGAUUGGAAACCAUCGUUUCUCAGCAAUGAGGAAUUCACCCAGUUAAUGCUGGAGGCUCUGGAUGGUUUCCUGAUUGUGCUUACUACAGAUGGGAACAUCAUCUACGUGUCCGACAGUGUUUCAUCUCUCAUUGGCCAUUUGCCAUCAGACAUGGUGGACCAGAACAUCCUGAACUUCUUACCUGAGCGUGAGCACGCAGAGGUUUACAGCCUGCUCUUGAGUGAGCCCAUGACCACUGACCAUCUGGACAGCAAUGACACACAUGUUGAAUUCUGCUGUCAUGUAGUGAGAGGAAACAUUGAUUCAAAGGAUCUGCCCACUUACGAGUAUGUCAGGUUCAUCGGAGAUUUCCGAUUUCAUAACAAUGGGCCUACAUCCUCAUGUAAUGACUAUGAUCUGGUAUUUCCACGAUCACUCCACCCCUCUAUGGAGGAGCAGGUGUGUUUGGUAGCUACAGUCAGACUAGUCACUCCACAGUUCCUUAAGGACUUGUGUAACGUUGAAGACCCAUGUGAUGAAUUUACAUCAAGACACAGUCUGGAGUGGAAAUUCCUUUUCUUAGAUCACAGAGCGUCUCCCAUCAUUGGCUACCUGCCCUUUGAAGUGUUGGGGACAUCAGGCUAUGAUUAUUACCAUGUGGAUGAUCUGGAGCUUAUUGCCCAGUGCCACAAACAGCUGAUGCAGUGUGGGAAGGGGAAGUCGUGUUACUAUCGCUUUCUAACUAAAGGACAGCAGUGGAUUUGGCUUCAGACACACUACUACAUCACCUACCACCAGUGGAACUCCAAACCAGAGUUCAUCGUCUGCACACACACUGUGGUCAGCUAUGCUGAGGUUCGGGCAGAGAAGAGGAGAGAAUAUGGACUGGAGGAGAGCUCUUCUGAUAUUGCCACCACCUCCAUAAAGAGGCAGGUGUAUGUGGACAUGUGUGCUCCUAUGGAUGCAUCGCGGGACAGAAUCAGCUCCGCCUCCUCCCAGAGCUCCCACAAAUCCUCACACACCGCGCUGUCUGACUCUGCAUCUACCUCUUCAGUUCGAUAUAAAGAAACUUGCACAUCGUUGCGACAAUCAGCAUCUGUAGAGAGUUCCAGCAGGCUGUCCCACAGUGGCUCAAAGGCUCUAAUUCAGAGGCAGGGCUCAUCUGAGCCCCUCCCACUUUCACCUUCCUGCCCAGAUAUGGCCUCUGUGCAGCAGAAGGGUGUGUGUGGAGGUGUCCAGCCCCAGCUGGGUGUGAUGCACCAGCUAAGGGAACAGUUGGAGGAAAGGACACGGAUUCUGCAGGCCGACAUCCAAACACAACAACAGGAGCUCCACCACAUCAAAGAGAAGCUCCAAAUCGCGAACCUACAGAUGUUGCUGCAUGGAGAUUUUCCAGGCUCCUCAGGUCCAGCAGCUCAGAGCCAGUCGGGGGUCAUAUGCCACAACAACACUCACACACACACCAAACCCCCAUUCUGCACACCACAUACAGCAUCUUCACAUACACCGCUGCAAGAGCAGACCAGCAGCUCCACUACCCAGAAGCUGGUGCUGAGUGCUCCGAUCCAGACGGUCAGUGUUCCAGUGCAGACACACACCAGCCUGACUAUGCCCCUGUACAGUAACCCCAUGAUGUUCUCUCCAAACCACGGAUACCGCGCCAUCACUGACACACACACGCACCAUCACCCUGAGGCAGAGAACAGUCCAGAUGGACAGCUAAGAAUGUUGUUAAACCAGCCAGUGCAGACGCUACUCUCAGACCACAGUGAACAGACAACUCAUGGCAGUUCUACCAUCCAGCAUACCAAAUAUCUGGACCAGCAAAUGAUGGCUCCUUCCUUUCCAGUGCAACAGCUCAGCUGCAAUGCUGUGCUAGUCCCCUCCCCUGUUUUCACAUCACCAAUCAUGAUCCCCCACAGCAGUUUCAUCACUCCUCGGGCUCCACCCACUUACACACCCCACCCACAGAGCACUCAGCACAGCCUGCACACUCAACCAUCUCAGCAGGUCUUUCAGACACAGGGCAUCAUCCACACUGGCCCUACUCAGGCUUUCUUCCACACUGCUAAUGUCCAGCCACAAGGCACUGUCGGAUACACACAACAACAGCAGCAGCAGCAACAGCAGCUUCCAUCCCAUCCUCUGUCAGGCAGCCUAUCAGACUACCAAAACAUGCUCCCACGGUAGCCCUGCCUCCAGCAGAUAGAGGGCAGCGUUUUCUUUCUGAGGCAAGAGAAGGGGUUGAUGGGAAGACUGUAGAACUGUGUUCUCUGCCAAUCCUAAUCAGCACAAAACCGCCAAAGUCCUGUUUCCACAGCAACACAGACACAUUGUGGAGCCCUCAUCAUGAAACUCUACGUCCUCCAGGACUACACAAGGAUAUGUGGGAGGAGCUAGUCAGCCUUCCUCCCAUUGGUUGAGCCAAAGGUCAGGGAGCACACUGCCCUGCUGAACCUCAUCUGUUGUGAUAUCAUUAUAAUGGCACAUUGAACAGAGUCAUCCAGAAGAAUUGACUUCAACUCUGUUAAAGGAAGGGAGUCUCUGACUUUAGACAACCUCAGAAAAUACCAGCUCGUAUAGUUCUCUUCAGUAACAAGUUUUGUUUUGUCAGGGUUUAUUUCUUUUUUUAAACUUUUUUUCUAGGACUGUAAUGUUAUAGCAGUCUUGCCUUGUGUUUUCCCUCAUCACAAACCAACAGAAACAAACAAACAAUUAUAUAUAUAAACAAACAAAGCAGUAGCUGGGACAGGAAGGUAGGGCAGAAGCAAAGGCAUGAUGAUCUUAGUUGCCCAGGUAAAUAAAAGUUAGAUUAUCUAAACUUGGAGUAUUUCAACUCAACACUUGGGAGGUUUUACUACUCUAUAGGACAAAUCAUUUAAAUCCAGUCUGAAAACUAAGACUGAAACUCCACUUCUUCUAAAUGUUCUUACUGUUUUUCCAUAUAACACUUCAUUCAUAUUUAGUUUGACAGUCAUCGUUCAGUUAAUUGAGGUGUUGAGGGAGAGGUGGGGUUGAAUCCUACACCCUGAGCCCUCAAAAGAAAUACCCACACAAGCAGAUAAAAGUGUCAUACUGAAAUGCACCCAGGCAGUGGAGGUCAGGACGGACACUAGCAUGAUUAGCAAGCUCCGUUUUCUCUCGUGUAAGCCUAUUGGAGCCUACUGAGUUUAGCACCAAGUAUUAUUUUAGCAUUGUUAUAACAAUGAUCCCAUAACUGCAGGCUGCUAGGCUAGGCUUGGAUGUGCAGUGUUUCUCGGAAUAUGUGUGAAAACAAUAACUAACAGUAUUACAGCAGAAUUUUGGAAAAUCACUGCCAUUUUAUCCUCAGAUUUCAAGGUUAACGUGGUUAGGGUAUUUUUUAAUUUAUUUUUUUUGUACUUACAUUUAGCUGACACUUUUAUCCAAAGCAAUUUACAAUUAUG